AUGGGUCGACUGCUACUCCGACUAUCAAUGCACGCGUUUCCAGCGGCUCUCGCUAUCAUCAAGCUCUCCGCGCGGUCCCAAACCGAGUAUAAAGGCACGGUACUAAUAAAUCAGGGAGGCCCUGGUGGUAGCGGUGUCUCCACCUUGGUGUCCGCGGGUUCGUUGCUUGCGUCAGUUAUUGGGAACCAAUAUGACAUCGUCGGUUUCGAUCCUCGUGGGGUUGGUAAUUCGACGCCUCGGGUGGAGUUCUUUCUCUCAAAAGAAGAGCACUAUGAAUGGCUUGCUAGCGCCGAUCAUUGGGCGUAUACUGUUAACUCGACCUCGGAUCAAACUCCUCACCUAUGGGCAUCUGCGCAAGUUAUAGCGGAACUUGCGAAGGAGACGGAUAAUGGAAUUCUGAAUUACAUUAGUACAGACAACGCUGCCCGGGAUAUGCUGCGAAUUACUGAGGCAGCGGGCCAAGAGAAGCUGCAAUAUUGGGGAUUCUCGUAUGGGACGGUUCUCGGUUCCACCUUUGCUGCAAUGUUUCCUGACAAAGUUGAACGUAUCGUGCUUGACGGCGUAUUAGAUAUGGAUGGCUAUUACGGUGGUGACUGGCGUAACGAGAUUGCCGAUACCGAUAAGGACAUGCAAUCGUUCUUUGACGGAUGUGCGGCCGCAGGCCCUGAUGCAUGCGCGUUCUACGCUCCUACGGCUGGGGAAAUAUCCAAUAAUCUGGACUCUCUAUACGAGUCUCUUCUCACCCAGCCAGUCCCGGUAAUCUCACCAUCGUUUUAUGGAGUCGUCAACUAUACCGUCCUGAGGACCGCAAUCAAGAACGCUCUAUACGAGCCAUAUACAUAUUUCUCUGUCCUUGCAGAAGGUCUCGCUGGUCUCGCGGCAGGGAACGGAAGCAUCAUUUACGCGCUGCAGGCGACGGCCUACGAUCCGUCUUCUGCUUAUGACAAUUCAUGGGAAGCGGAAGUAGCUAUCUCCUGCAGUGAUGGCCCGAACAAAACGGACUCUGUGACGGACCUGUACACGUAUUGGGAUAGUAUCAAAGGUUUAUCGACGUUUGCCGAUUUACUUAUGAUCCAAAAGAUCGGCUGCUCAGGAUGGAAGUUCCAUCGCGAAGGCAGAUUUAUGGGUCCGGUCACUGGAAACACCAACUAUCCUAUUCUUCUCAUAGGAAACACCGCUGAUCCCGUUACUCCUCUUUCUGCGGCAAAGAAGACGUCCAGCGCGUUCCCCGGCUCCGCAGUUCUAACCCAAAACUCGUCGGGCCACGCAUCCAUAGCCGCAUCAUCCGCUUGCACGCACGCGUACGUUCAAGCGUACUUCCAAAAUGGCACCCUUCCCGAUGACGGGACAGUCUGUGAAAUCGAGUCUCAGAUGUUCCCAGUUUCUUCAAAUGCCACUGGCAAUCAGCGACGUUCUUUCUGGGGUCGUAAAUGA
Desarmillaria tabescens is the source of this 1434-nucleotide messenger RNA. Its product is annotated as TAP-like protein-domain-containing protein. The transcript has 12 exons. Lineage: Eukaryota; Fungi; Basidiomycota; Agaricomycetes; Agaricales; Physalacriaceae. The record is from RefSeq and is a predicted model, not a curated record. The coding region runs from base 1 to 1434 and encodes 477 amino acids.